This is a messenger RNA of Cydia amplana, 2178 nucleotides long. RefSeq names its product transcription factor CP2 (gene gem). The transcript is spliced from 20 exons. Gene Ontology annotation, molecular function: RNA polymerase II cis-regulatory region sequence-specific DNA binding; DNA-binding transcription activator activity, RNA polymerase II-specific. Gene Ontology annotation, biological process: regulation of transcription by RNA polymerase II. Gene Ontology annotation, cellular component: nucleus. Bases 1 to 2163 code for a protein of 720 amino acids. The record is from RefSeq and is a predicted model, not a curated record. Lineage: Eukaryota; Metazoa; Arthropoda; Insecta; Lepidoptera; Tortricidae.
AUGGAAUCAUCAAUUUAUAUAGAGAAGGACUAUACGGAAUACGGACGGAAAGGGGAUCCGUACACUUGGGAGAGCUCGGUACGGCUGGUGGGACAGGGAGAGGAGAUUGGGAUGUAUUUGGAGGAGAGGGAGGGACGGAAGAGGAAGUGGCAGCAGGUGGAGGGGGGGAAGAUGAUGCGGCGGGAGGAGGGGGAAGAGAAGGAGCAGAGGAAGGUGCCACCGAAGAAAAUUAUGGCGGCGGUCGGCGACAUGGGCGGGAGCGGGACCAGCUCGUCCUCCUCGCACCUCUCACCAGGCUGGCAGGUCAACGACCUCGAUUUGGACUUACCCGGAGAAUUGUCUAUGAAUGAGGCGCUGCUGUCGCUGCCGUCGCUGGCCGUGUUCAAGCAGGAAGCGCCUUCCCCGACCGGCGCCGUGCUGUCGCCGCCGCGCCGCGCCUGGCCGCGCCGCCUGCCGGACAGACAGGUAAACUAUAGUAUGGUGGUGGACGGGGCUGAGGAGGAGCACUCCCCGCCGCACGCCGCGCUCAUGCCGCCACACGCCAACAGCCCUGAGAGCAUGCAAUGCCAGCCCACGCUACAGGGCAGUAUGAUGCCAAUGAACGGGUACCAUUCACCGCCCGCGCUCGACAAUAAAAACGGGGGUCUGCUGAUGUGUUCGCCGGUCAGCUCGCUAGACGGGUUCCUGCACUCGCCGGCACAGCCUCGUGCCGAACCCAGCUUCAAGGAUGACACCAGCGCGAUGGGUACAGAGUAUUGCUGCGGGCGCGGCAGCCAAUGGGACGGGUGCUAUGACGGGCCCCACACUUACAUAACCAAGUUCCAAUACGUGCUCGCGGCGGCGACAUCUAUCGCCACCAAACAGAACGAAGAGACACUCACGUAUCUCAACCAGGGGCAGCCCUAUGAGAUCAAACUCAAGAAGUUGGGAGACCUGUCUCACUACAAGGGGAAGAUAUUGAAGAGUGUGAUCAAGAUUUGCUUCCACGAGCGACGCCUGCAAUACAUGGAGCGCGAGCAGAUCGCGCAGUGGCACGCGGAGCGCCCGGGCGAGCGCAUCGUCGAGCUGGACGUACCUCUGUCAUACGGCGUGACUCGGGUACAGCAGCCAGCUUGCCUUAACUCCCUGCACGUGUACUGGGACCCCACCAAGGAUGUUGGAGUCUACAUCAAGGUGAACUGCAUAUCCACGGAGUUCACAGCCAAGAAGCAUGGCGGCGAGAAAGGCGUGCCGUUCCGCAUACAGGUGGAGACGUGCCUCGCCAGCGACGAGAACACGCGCCUGCACGCCGCAGCCUGUCAGAUCAAGGUGUUCAAACUGAAGGGGGCCGACAGGAAACACAAGCAGGACCGUGAGAAGGUGAUGCGCCGCCCGCGCUCCGACCUGGAGAAAUACCAGCCGGGCUGCGAGGCCACGGUGCUCACCACGCUGUCAAACGACGCGCUGAUGCCGCCCCCCUCUCUGGUCACCUCUUCACCCCCGUAUUCGCCUGAGUUAUGCAUGGUCCCAAAGCCCACAAGCCCCGUAGGAAACAAACCUAUGCCACAACCUGCCAUACUUGCUGCAUCAAACCAGAUGAAGCCAUUAUACUGCCAGGAGGAGUCUGAGAUGAAAGUGACCGCCUCGCCGUGUCACUCGCCCGGCGCCAUCUUACCCGACCUGCCGCAACCCGCCGAGGACCCAGACAAGAACUCGGGGCUGCCGGCUCGCGCGGGUGCGAGCGAGACGGCGGCGUGGCUCGCGCGGCACCGGUUCGCGCAGCACGCCGACACCUUCGCCAACUUCUCCGGGGCCGACCUGCUCAGACUGUCCCGUGACGACAUUAUUCAGAUCUGCGGUCUGGCCGACGGCAUACGACUAUUCAACGCUCUGCAUGCCAAACGCAUCGAGCCCCGGCUGACGGUGUACGUGAGCGCGGGCGGCGGCGUGUACUCCGCGCUGUACCUGCACUCGUGCCGCGCGGCCGAGCUGCUGCACAAGCUGCAGGCGCUGCACCGGGCGCAGGCGCAGCCCGGGCACAAGGAAGUGGAUACGGUGCUAGUGUCCGGCCCUAACGGCGCCCUGGUGCGGCUCACGGACGAGCUGGUGCGCCACCUGCCGGACAAGUCCACGUACCGGCUGCAGCGGCGGGACGAGGCGCUGCUGCUGUCCAGCGAGCAGUGAGCGCUCCACGUAGCC